Molecule: messenger RNA, 3872 nt
Organism: Puntigrus tetrazona (Sumatra barb)
Lineage: Eukaryota; Metazoa; Chordata; Actinopteri; Cypriniformes; Cyprinidae
Gene: crmp1
Product: collapsin response mediator protein 1
Exons: 14
Coding region: 363-2393 (676 amino acids)
Cellular component (GO): cytoplasm; cytosol
Molecular function (GO): hydrolase activity, acting on carbon-nitrogen (but not peptide) bonds, in cyclic amides
Source: RefSeq, a predicted model, not a curated record
GACUGCAGUGUUUUUGCGCAUCUUACGCACUUUCGGAUAGAGGAUGGCAGGCACUGCAUCACCCAAAUCUUGCUCGACAAAAUAAACUGAAAAAAACUUGAAUAAAUUGAAACAAGUAGAAUACAUUCGCUGUUACCAAUGUCCAGAGAGAACUGGAUUUGAGGAUUCAAUUGUAUUUGUACUAGCUCGUAUUAACACGCUUUUAUUAUAGGCUAUAGCUGUCCUGAAAGUAGAUCGCAGCAUCGUUAUCAGUCUGCAAGCUGCGACCUCCGCAUCCCCAGGCAAACCAAGGCUGACCUGGUUUUCUGCGCUGGCAUCUCGCUUCAUCAUUGCAUUAGAGCGUCCUCUCCCUCCUAUGAGUGAUGUCGGACUGCAGGAGACAGUGGAACCGGGAGGAUGAGCUCCCCGUGUACCUGGCUAGACCCAUCUCGGCCGGACCCAACCAGCAUCGGAAGUCUCACGGAAUGUUUAGCUCCGUCGAGGGCGCGUAUGAUAGCAAAACUAUCGAUUUCGACCAGUACGCCGUGGGGAGGAAGGGGAACAGGAGCUCGCGGAGCAGCAGCAGGGAACGCAUCGUGGAUGGGGACUUUGAAGCUUACGAGAUAAGCCGGGGGACCGUCAGCUCCCCGGGGGAGAGAGACGACGGGCGUCUGGGGGUCGAAAUCACGGAGCAGACUGAAAAGGAAUGUCGUUACGAGCGAAACAACGGGAAGAGCGAUCGGCUGCUGAUUAAAGGCGGGAGAGUGGUCAAUGAUGAUCAGUCGCUAUAUGCUGACGUUUACGUUGAAGAUGGAAUUAUUAAACAGGUUGGGGAGAACCUGAUUGUGCCAGGAGGUGUGAAGGUGAUCGAGGCUAAUGGGUGUAUGGUGAUUCCUGGAGGUAUUGAUGUGAACACCUGCCUGCAUAAGCCUUACUUGGGCACUCCACCUGUGGAUGACUUCUACCAGGGAACCAAAGCUGCUCUGGCAGGAGGAACCACCAUGAUCAUUGACCAUGUGACUCCACAGCCUGGAGACAGUCUUUUGGAGGCAUUUGAGAAGUGGCAGGAGGCAGCUGAUAAAAAGUCCUGCUGUGAUUAUUCACUUCAUGUGGACAUCCCUCAUUGGCAUGAAGGUGUGAAGGAGGAGCUGGAACAGCUGGUACAGGAAAAAGGAAUCAACUCUUUCCAAGUGUUCAUGGCUUACAAAGGGUUAUUUCAAAUGCCCGACUGUCAAUUGUAUGAAGCAUUCUCAUUCCUUAAGGAGCUGGGGGCAGUGGUGCUGGUGCACGCAGAAAAUGGAGACCUGAUAGCACAGGAACAAAGCAAAAUCUUGGGAAUGGGCAUCACCGGUCCGGAGGGCCACCCACUGAGCCGUCCAGAGGAGCUGGAGGCUGAGGCUGUUUUCCGCGCUAUCACCCUUGGCAACCGAGUCAACUGCCCUGUCUACAUCACCAAAGUGAUGAGUAAAAGUGCAGCUGAUACUGUGACCAGUGCACGAAAGAAGGGCUCUGUUGUAUUUGGUGAACCAAUCACAGCCUGCUUAGCAACAGAUGGAUCUCACUAUUGGAGCAAAAACUGGGCGAAAGCUGCAGCCUAUGUGACCUCUCCCCCCCUCAGCCCUGACCCAACAACUCCUGACCACCUUCACUCUCUACUGGCCUGUGGGGAUCUGCAGGUUGUGGGUAGUGGUCAUUGUGCCUACAGCACCUCUCAAAAGGCCAUAGGGAAGGAUGACUUUACCCUUAUACCCGAGGGAACCAAUGGAGUAGAGGAGAGAAUGGGUUUUGUUUGGGACAAAGCUGUGGCUAUGGGGAAGAUGGAUGAAAACCAGUUUGUUGCGGUUACAAGCACAAACGCAGCCAAAAUCUUCAACCUGUACCCCCGUAAGGGUCGGAUAGCAGUGGGUUCAGAUGCUGAUAUUGUGAUCUGGGACCCUGACAAGAUCAAGACCAUCACAGCUAAAGCACAGCAGUCGGCUCUGGAGUACAAUAUUUUUGAGGGGAUGGAGUGUCGUGGUGGUCCGGUGUAUGUGGUCAGUCAGGGUAGGAUUGUGUUUGACGAAGGGAAGCUUCAGGUUCAGCAGGGGACUGGACGUUUCAUCUCUCGCAAACCUUUCCCUGACAUUGCCUACCAGCGCAUUAAGUACCGCAACAAGGCGAUGAGCAAGCAGGGAGUUUCUCGUGGGAUGUAUGAUGGUCCAGUGUAUGAUAUCCCAGCAACACCCAAAUACAUAACCCCAGCACCCUCUGCCAAGACCUCGCCCACUACACACCAGCCUCCACCAAUCAGAAACUUGCAUCAGUCUAAUUUCAGCUUAUCAGGGGCUCAAAUAGACGACAACAUUCCCCGGCGCUCCGGCCACCGCAUUGUAGCACCCCCUGGUGGCCGCUCCAACAUCACCAGCCUUGGUUGAGUCCUUCUGCAGCUCCCAUAUGACUUUGAGAGCAUGUUUGUAUGUCUCUGUGUGUGUGUGUGUGUGUGUGUGUGUGUGUGUGUGUGUGUGUGUGUGUGUGUGUGUGUGUGUGUGUAUGUGUGAGUAUUAUUAAAGUUCUAUCUGUUGACACAUUAUCAGUAUUCUCUCACAGGGCCAUGCUGUAAAAGAUUUUGGUGCAACGCAUGCAUGUGAUAAUUCUCACUGUACCUUACCUGUGCAGUAAAUGUCCCAUCUACAGUCAACAUUACUGCGUGCAUUGUACACAAUAGUCUCAACGCAAAGACAAACCUAGACAAAUACCUAUAGAUAGCUAGACAAUCACUAGAAAAUAUCUUUAUAUCUUUAACAAAUUUCAGAAAAAGUAGCAUUUGAACAAUGCCAAUAUAACUACUCACAUUUAUUAAAGUUAUGAAUUACCCUCAUUCUGCUGAUGUGACCCCAGUGUUUGUGAAAAUGUCACGCUUUAAAAUUCCUGUGAAGCCGGUAACUAGUCAUCCCGCAAAAUGGUGCUCCUCCUACUGGACAACUUACUGAACUAAAGAUAACUAGAUAAAAGCGCUAGAACGCAGGUCUGAGAUCAGUUUUGGCUUAGGUGUACCACUAAUAAGUACAUUCUAAAGCUGAGCGACGACCUGCUCUUACAAGCACUUUUAACUUUCAUGUUCUCUGUGCACUGAAAUGUUUUUAAUUCCGUGUUAUCGGUCUAUUUUGUGGUAAAGAAUGGUGAUGGAUCGCAUGAUCUCACUUUUAAAUGUUGGUAUUAUAGACAUUCUUACACUCUUUAUACUUUGAAGGAUCGUUUUAUCGGUUAUCGGGUUUGAAUUGUUUUACAAGAACAGUUUGUGUUAUAUCGCUUUUUUUGUUUCCGUUUUACCUGUAGUGAAAAAGGCUGCAUGCCAUUUUAGCUCCUCCAAGCUCUCGGCUGUGUAGAGUUUGCUUAUUGCAAAAUUGACCACAGAAGGUAUCCGCGUUACCUCAUAUCGCAAAUGCAGAAUCAAAGAAUGCAACUAUAUGCAACCCGCGAGACUUUUUUUGUUUUUUUUUUUUACCUGCAACACUCUCAAUGAUCACUUCUGGAAGAGCAAGUCGCACAUGCAUUCAAAAAGAGCUGGAAACGAGUUCAUUGUGUCCGCCUGUUUUUUUUCUUCUAUUGUGAGAUUUCUACAGUAUUCUGCAUCCGAGCGGCUCUAGACUAGUCACUGUGUUCGCUCAAAGUCUUAAUACCGAACUUCCUCUGAAUUAAUGGCGAUCUCUCUCGUUUCGGACCAAUACAAGGCCAGUGCCAAGCCUUGCUGUAUUGUUUUCCAUACCCCAUUGUGAUUUUGUAUUGCCUAUGCUAUAUAUAGUGUUUAUGACCAAUGCCAUUUUAGAUUUUGUAGGCUGAUAUCCACUAAAGCACUCGUUGACUGUUGAUAAUGAUAUUCACUUUGCUAUGGUGAAAUAAAGUUCAUAAAUAGA